This is a messenger RNA of Pelagomonas calceolata, 1414 nucleotides long. Lineage: Eukaryota; Pelagophyceae; Pelagomonadales; Pelagomonadaceae. The record is from the annotation of a GenBank genome assembly.
GCGUUAUUGCGGCACAGGCGAGGAGGCCUGCAAACCUAUCUUCAAGGUUUUAACCGUAUUGCGCGUCCUCCCGCGUCACGAAACUGCCAUCACACGCCGCGGAGAUCUCUUGCAGAGCAAGGGGUGUGGUUUUCCGCAACCUCUCUCCGCAGCUGCGUCCGUCCGAUCGGCCGUCGUCCGGCUGUGCAGAACAGCCGUCCCACGCGCGACGCGCCGCGCCGCCGACCGGCACAGACCCUUGGAACUAAGCCGCGAUCGACCUCGCAGGCCGAAGGACUGUCCCAAUCACCCUAGGCGCCCCGAUUCAGAAUACUUGCACUCAACAUUGAACCUGCUUUUUCCCCCUUUUCGGCGGCGAGCGACUUUGUUUUUGCAUCGACCAUCGACUAGGGGACCACUCCGCGCCUCUAACCCCAAAGCGGAGCCGAAACGAUCGCUUGACUGUGAAACGCGGGCGUCAACCGAGGGGCGGCGCGUUCGACGGCCACCGCGUGACUGUAAACGCGGGCGUCAACCGAGAGGCGCGUUCGACGGCCCGUACGCAAAGCCAUGACGCGCAGCGGCGGUGCCGGCCGGGCCAAGCCGCCCGCCGCCCGGGCCAAGCCGCCCAAGACGAAAACCAACGAGGGCCGCUGGACGGACGAGGAACACCGCAAGUUCCUCGAAGCGUACGAGGCGAUGGUCGCGGUCGACCCGGCGCGCCGCCGCUGGCCGAACGUGGCCGCGGCCGUCGGUGUGGAAAUCAACGAGUGUCGAGCAGGCAUUGCGUCGAUGGCGCGGAUUCGAUGCGAACGCCGUCAAGGAUUAUCUACACAGGCGGCCGUCGGCACGCGCUCGACGACCCAAUGCCGCUCCCACGCGCAAAAGUACUUCAAUGUGCGGAAAUCAAACGUUCGGGCGAGUAAGCCUAAGACGCCUCGUGCGAGGACGCCAAGCACUCUCGCGCUGCGUCGAGGCCGCCAGAAUAGUAGAUAAUACCUCCAGGCCGGCCUGACGCACUGGUUCCGCACAGGUACUUCAAAAAAUUGCGAAGGGCGGCGAAGAAACGCAGGGCUGUGCCAGCCGCGCCGGCGCCGCCGGUCGUCGUCACGGACUCGGACAGCUCGCUGGACGUGUCGUCGACCUCGCGCUCGCCGCGCGCGGCCGCCGCGCCGCCGCAAGCCGACUACGCAGCCGUCCCCACGCCGCCCGUGCAGCCGCGCGAGGGCUCCUUCGACGACAGCCUCUCGCCGACGAGCGCUUUGCUCCGCGAGCCCAUCGUGGACGACCGGGCGCUGACCGUCGACGACGCGCCGCACCUGACGGGGCCGAUCUCCUCCUGGGCCUCCCUCUCCAUGCUCGACCCAGGCUUCACCGCCUGACGCUUCCUCUCUAACGCUUAUUCUCUAGACACGAUACAGAAUUACACAUAAGA